This is a messenger RNA of Folsomia candida, 1585 nucleotides long. RefSeq names its product kynurenine/alpha-aminoadipate aminotransferase, mitochondrial. Gene Ontology annotation, molecular function: pyridoxal phosphate binding; L-kynurenine:2-oxoglutarate transaminase activity. The record is from RefSeq and is a predicted model, not a curated record. The transcript has 9 exons. The coding region runs from base 31 to 1443 and encodes 470 amino acids. NCBI's taxonomy places the organism in Eukaryota, Metazoa, Arthropoda, Collembola, Entomobryomorpha, Isotomidae. Gene Ontology annotation, biological process: biosynthetic process.
AUCAAUCCAAUUAAUCUCACAAACAUAAAAAUGAGUCUAAUCAAAACCACAUCGAUACGCUCAUUACGAGAGAUAAUUCUGGAUUAUAACUGUAAUAAAAUUGCUUGUGUUAAAAUUCUUAAAGUGCAACAAUUCAACAUGUUUUCAACUUCAAGUGAUUUAAAAACUUCUUCGCAAACCAAAACCAUCGAUUAUCAAAGCUAUUUAAAUACUGUUGGAAAACUGAGAAAACCUUCGCUUAUCAGAGAGAUGACAAAAAUGUUGGCCACAGCGCCACCGGGGACCAUUUUCAUGGCAGGUGGACUCCCAAACCCGGCCUUGUUUCCGUUUCAAUCUCUCACCGUUGAAUUGGACUCCAAAACCAAGUUAAACCUAGACCAGACCGCGUUGAGAGCAGCUCUUCAAUACCAACCGACGUCGGGAUAUCCUCCAUUACACGCCGAACUAAAAAAGCUUGUCCAGCAUUUUUUCAAUCCUCCCAAAAUGUCGGAUUCUGAACUAAUUGUCACCGUGGGGAGUCAAAAUGCGCUGUGUUCCGUUCUGGAAAUGAUACUGGAACCAGGGGAUGCCGUCGUUGUGCCCAUGCCAGUGUACAGCAGUGUACUUUCCCUCAUGGAUCCACAUCGCCCGCAAUACCUGGGAGUUCCAGAAGAUGCGGAUGGAAUGCAACCACACCUACUGAAAGAAGUCCUGAACAAUUGGAAAGGGAAGACUCCGAAGCUACUCUACGUCAAUCCGACAGGCUCCAACCCAAGUGGGGUUGUGAUUCCAAGUGAGAGAAAACGCCAAAUUUAUGAAAUUGCUCGACAACACAACCUCCUCAUCCUGGAAGACGAUCCUUACUACUUUCUCCACUUCCUUGAUAAAGAUCCGGAAACCUUUCUCUCCCUCGACGUUGAUGGACGUGUGCUCCGUUUCGACUCAUUUUCUAAAGUUUUAAGUUCUGGACUUCGCGUAGGAUUCGCCACAGGGCCGAAAGAGUUGAUUCGCGUGUUGGAACUCUCCUUGCAAGCUUCAGUCCUGCACGCCUCGUCACUUUCGCAGGUUUUAGUUCACGGAAUCCUAAAAUCGUGGGGGAUUCAUGGCUUUGUCAACCACACGACAAAGGUGAAGCAGUUCUAUAAACGGAGACGAGACUUGAUGGUGGCAUCGGUAGAGAAGCAUUUGAAAGGCCUCGCCGAGUGGAAUCUACCUCAAGGAGGAAUGUUCCUCUGGAUGAGAAUGCUUCACGUUGAGGACACUUACGAGAUGGUGAUGGAGCGUGGAAUCGGGGAGAAAAUUAUGUUGUUGCCCGGCCGAGAGUUUAUGGCCAGGAGGGAAGAUCACUGCCCAUACUUGAGAGCUGCUUUCUCCGUCAUCCCAGAAGACGAGAUGGACGAGGGAAUGGAACGUCUGAAAGCGUUAAUAAAACGGGAAGAAGGCUUGCAGCGAAGAAAACAGUAGAUCAGUUAUCUUGAGUUGAUUUCCUACUGAAUUAAACAUGCAUGCACUGGUUUGUUUGUGUGUAAUGCGGAGCAAUAAAAUUUGAUAUAUGCGUAAAUAAUGACGGAAAAGUAAUAAAUCAUGGCGAGCAUAUGGUCAUAAA